AGGCUGCAAGGGACGUGGUCGCGGAAGUCCUCACAGAAUCUUUGCAACUCUUGAAGGGCGAAGGGAUUGAAGCUCUUCUGAGAACAGCAGAUCUAGAGAAUCCUCCCAUCAAGCUGAAGAAGCCGAAGUUUGCACAGAUUUCAAGCUUAGAACCAGAAGCAAAAGGCGUCAAUGUCUAUGACAAAGUCCUUUCGGUGCCGGAGAACCUGUAUGAGGAUGCACAUCAAGUUGUCAUCGGCGAUUCCUCUGGUAUAGUGACUUUGAGAAUGCGUGGUGACAAACACAAGGCCUGCAGCGAGGGCAAGGUUGUCCGGGUGCAAAAUGCUCGAGUUGUCAUGAGUAAAGGCCACAUGCACGUGUUGGCGGACAAGUGGGCCGCUUUAAAAGAGGAGGAGCAUGAUGUCGGAGAAGUCAACCAAAAAAACGACCUCUCUGCAACUGAAUAUGAGCUUGUGGAUUCCAAAUAAACCGAAGCCAGAAGCUGCUGAGAGGCGGAAUGAGGCGAUGGCAGGCGAUCUCACAUUGCCCAAAGACGGCGCCAGUUUGUGAAGGAUUUCAAAUUGGAUUUCAACAUAUUUCCAC
Molecule: messenger RNA, 582 nt
Organism: Cladocopium goreaui
Lineage: Eukaryota; Dinophyceae; Suessiales; Symbiodiniaceae
Source: the annotation of a GenBank genome assembly